AUGUCGCGGGACUUGCAAUCCCGCCGGUUCUCCAACCGGUCGAAUCGCAGCUCACGGCUACCCGUCUAUACUGACGAUGACGACGACGCGGCGUUUGAAGCAUGGCUGCGGGAGCAGGAGCACGAGGGGGCGGGAGGAAGUAGCGGAAGAGGCGGAAAGACGGCUAAAACAGGGAAGGCAGAUGUCAAAUCAGGGAAAGCGGAUUCAAAAACAAGCGAGAAUAGAGGUGGUGAUAAGGCGAAGGAGAGGCGAUCAGAGAGAGUGAAAGCAGAUGCCUCCACGGCUGCGGGGGGAGCAGGGGGGGGAAAGCCAGAUGGCGCUGUGACGCCGGCGGGGAAGGGUAGGGAGGUGGGGGGGAGUGGAGGUGCGGGGAAGGGUGGAGAGGUUGAGGGGAGCGGAAGUGCGGGGACAGGUGAGGGGAAGGCGAGGAGGGGGAGCGAGGGGGAGAUGGAGGGGUUGGAGGGGGAAGGGGAGGAGGGGAAGGAUCAAGAGGCGGCUAAGGUAGAAGCUGACGUGUCAGGAGAAGCAGCUGAAAUGGAUGCUGACGUGUCGGAGGGGGAGGUUGAGGGGGAUGCUGACGUGUCAGGAGAGGAGGCUGAGGUGGCCGCGGAGGACGAUGACGUGUGCGAGGUGUGCGGCGGCGACGGCGAGUUGCUGAUGUGUGAUGCGUGCCCUGCUGUGUACCAUCUGUACUGCCUGCACCCGCCGCUCUCCCAUGUGCCCGAAGGAGCCUGGUUCUGCCCCAAAUGCGGCCAUGAUUGGGCAGCAGUGGAGCGAUUUCUGGGCGUGAGAGAGGUGGAGCAUGGGGGCGAGGGUGGGGCAGGGGAUGGUGAGGGGAGCGAAGGAAGGGCGGAUGGGGGAACUGGCGAGGGGGGCAGUGAUGGGGGUAGGAGUGGUGGUGACGGUGAGCCCCAUACAGCAUGCUACUUCAUCUUCCUAGCCCUUCGGUAUCCCUCACCCGUUCCUCUCCCUCCCCCUUGCCGUCCGUCAUGCAUUCACUCCCAUCCCCCUUCCUUCCCCCACUUCCUCCCCCCCCCUCCCCUCACUCUUCAGGGUGGCAGCUGCAACAUUGGCGGCAGCAGCAAAGAGCUUCCCAGGGCUGAAGCCCCGGCCGAGAAAUUACCGGCAGCAGCGAGCAGAGACGCCCAGAUCGCCAUGCUUUUCCAACUCCCUAGCCCUUCUAUAUCCCUAACUCCCUCCGCUCCCUCCCCUCCUUCCCUUUGCAUCCCCGGGCCCCUUCCGCACCCCUCCCCCCUUAUCUCCCUCCCUCUUGCCCACACUCUUCAAGGUGGCAGGGUGGCAGCUGCAACAGUGGAGGCAGCAGCAAAGAGCUUUCCGGGACUGAAGGCAAGGUUGCGGAACUACAUGCGGCAGAGGGCAGAGGCUGCAGCACAGAGCGCGCUCUUUGGGGAUGGGGAGGAGGACCCAGAGGAGAGCGGGGCGGUGCCAGUGCUGCGACCUGAUUGGCUGGUCGUGGAGAGAAUUGUCAACGCCAAGAAGAACCGCAAGGGGCAGCAGGAGUACUUACUUAAGUGGCGGGAGCUGGGGUACGACGAGGCAACCUGGGAGACUGAGGAGGAUUUGCGGAGCAAAGGGAAAGGGUCGGCCAGUGGCCCGAAGGACGAGCCAAAGGAGGGGAUGAAGGAUGGGAUGAAGGAUGGGAUGAAGGAUGGGGCGAAGGGUGGUGAUCAGGGGAAGAAAGGUUCAGGAGGAGAUGGGAAAGGGAGAAAGGGUAUGAAGAAAGGAGGAGAGGAGAGUGGUGCGGCAGUAGUAGAGGGUUUCGAGGAGGCUCUUAAGGAGUAUGAGGAGAUGAUGGCGAGAGGACCCAAGGCAGUGGCGUGGGGGCUGGUGGGCGGGGGAGGGGGAGGGGGAGGGGGAGGGGGAGGGGGAGGGGGAGCGGGUAAGGAGGCAGAGAGGGGAGUGCAGAAGAAGAAGCAAAUGGAGUUUAAGGAAACACCCGGCUUUCUGAAAGGUUGGUUUCUCUACGUGUUAGUUGAAGGUACGCUGCACCCGUACCAGCUGGAGGGGCUCAACUGGCUGCGGUUCGCAUGGCAGCAGAAGCAGCACGUGAUUCUGGCGGACGAGAUGGGGCUGGGUGAGUGGUGGGGGGGGGGAGAGGGGAAGGGGGGGUUGGUUGUGUGUGUGAGGCGCUUCAACACGUACAGACAGCAGAAGCAGCACGUGCUUCUCGUGGACGAGAUGGGGCUGGGUGAGUGGUGGGGGGUGGGGGGUGGGCGAGCCAUGUGGGGUGGGCGAGCCAUGUGGAUGGGGGGUGGGCGAGCCAUGUGGGGCAAAACGGUGCAGGCGAUCUCCUUCCUCGCAUCGCUGCACGAGGAGAGGGCCACAGCGCUCCCCCACAUGGUGGUCGUGCCGCUCUCCACUCUCCGCAACUGGCAGCGAGAGUUUGCAACAUGGGCACCCCACCUGCGUGUGGUGAGUACCCUUCUUUUUUUCUUAGCCGCCUCCACGCUCGCUGCCUCCCUCUUCUCUGCCACAUGCUCUCUUGCCCGUGCUGCCUCUCCCUCCGUGCUGCAGAGUUUUCAAAGGUGCCGCUGCUGUCCUUUCUGCGUUGUGCAAGUAGCAGUGGAAUUAUGCCACGUGGUCUCCUCAUAUGCCUCCUCCUUUCCUCCCUCCCUCUCCUCCCCUUCCCUCCCCUCCCCUCCCCCUCUCCCUCUCUCCGCACCUGGUGUGUGUCAUGCUUUGUCUCUCAACUCGUUCCCCCACCCCCCUUCUCCCGUUCUCCUGCACUCUCGCGUAUUCCAUGCAUACGCGCACAUCCGGGUGAUGUAUGUGGGCACAGGGGCAGCAAGAGGCUUAAUCAGAGAGCACGAGUUUUCUUCCCCUCUACUUACAUGCGUCCCCUUCCUCCUUGCAUGGCUGUAUGUGGGCGGGCAUGUGGGGAUGGGUGCAUGCGUGCAGGUGAUGUAUGUAGGCACAGGGGCAGCGAGAGCGCUAAUCCGAGAGCACGAGUUCUUCUUCCCCUCCUCCUACACGCCUCCUGCCCCUCCGUCAACCAAGGAUAUGCGAGUGCAAGGGAAGCAGGGGAAGGGCGGGAAGACAGGGAAAGGUGGUGCAAAAGGAAAGGGCGGAGAUAGCAAGAAGCGUGGAGAGAAGGGGAAAGGUGGGAAGAUAGGGAGAGUGGUGCCACGAGGGGUGCAACAGGCCAAGAGGAAGCGAACGAGGGGGAGGACGGUGCUUUCUUCUGAGUCUGAGAAAUCGGAAGAGUCCUCUGGCGGGUCAGAUAAGGAUAGUGAGGAUGAGGUGGAAGAGGUUGGGGUGUUGGAGGAUAUAGAGGGAGGAGGCGAGGAGGAAAGGGAGGAGGAAGACGAGGAGGAGGAAGCGGAAGAGGAGGAGGAAGCGGAAGAGGAGGAGGAAGAGCAGGCAGGGAAGAGUAGACGCAGGCAGAUGGGGACGAGGGCUUCCCGCAGUGUUACGAGAGAGCAAGAUAGGGAGGCAAGGAGCAGGGGUGUGAUGAGAAGCGAUAGUACAGGGAGGGAUGUUAGGGGUAGAGAGAAGGGCAGGCUAAGAGAAACGAAGGGAAAGAAGGAUCGAGGGAAGAAGAGAGGAAGGGAGAUGAAGCAACAGCAGCAACAGAAGGGGCGGAAGCGGCGGAGGGGAGAGUCAGCAUCGUCGUCGGAUGAGUCUUCUGAUGAGGAUGACGAGGAGUAUGUGGUGGUGACAGAGGAGGGGAGUGAGGAGGAGGGGAGUGAGGAGGAGAGUGAAGAGGAGGCGAGUGAAGAGGAGGGUAGUGAGAAUGAGGAGGAGGAAGAGGAAGAGGAGGAAGAAGAGGACGAGGAGGAAAUGCCCCUAAGCAAGCGGGCGAAGGUCAGGCGCAGUGGGAAAGGCACUCAUCGUGGAAAGCACAAGCCCUGCAGCGCAUCAGCAGGCAGAAGCAAGGGGGGCGGCAGCAUCAAGGGGGGCAGCAAACGCAUUCCCCCUGGUGGGCGCAUGCAGCAGCAACAGCAACUGUCCCGGCAGGAGCGGGUGCGGUUUGACGUGCUGCUGACGUCAUACGAGGCGGUGAACAGUGACUCGCAGCAGCUGAGGCAGGUGCGGUGGGGGUGCCUCGUGGUGGACGAGGGGCACCGCCUCAAGAACAAGGAGAGCAAGCUGUUUGGGACCCUGCAGAGCUACUCCUCCCUGCACCGCCUGCUGCUCACUGGCACUCCCCUGCAGAACAACCUGCACGAGCUUUUUAUCCUCAUUCCCCUCCCCAUUCCUCCCCCCCCCUCUCAUCCCUUCACCUUACACCUUAACAAUUUGGACGAGCUCUUCAUCCUCAUGCACUUCCUGGACGCCGAUAAGGUGAGGGAUGGAAUGCGGGUGCACUUCCUUGAGGUGCGCUCCCACCCUGACGUGAAGCGCACGACAAUAGAGCACACUCCCUUUAUUGUCAUUCACUCCUCAACGCUCCUGAGUCUGGAGGGCUUUCAGGGCGAGUUCCAGCAGCUGGGGCAGGAGGAGCAGGUGGCCAAGCUGCACCACCUGCUCGCGCCGCACCUGCUCAGGCGGCUGAAGAAGGACGUGUUGAAGCAGAUGCCGCCCAAGAAGGAGCAGAUUCUGCGUGUGGACUUGGCGCCGCUGCAGCGCUCGCUGUACCGAGCUGUGCUCACCCGCAACUACCAGGCUCUCACCAAGGCGUCGGGGCAGCAGGCUCUCACCAAGGCAUCGGGACAGCAGGUACGUUUUACGCAGGGAACGCUGUACUUGUGCUCCUUACUUAUAUCACUGCAGCACUGUGCUCACCCGCAACUACCAGGCGCUCACCAAGGCGUCGGGGCAGCAGGUAUCGCUGACCAACACGAUGAUGCAGCUACGCAAGGUGUGCUGCCACCCGUUCCUGGUGGAGAGCGCGAAGAGUGUCACCUGUUCCUGGUGGAGAGCGCGAAGAGUGCCACCUGUUCCUGCUGUGCCCAGUACCCACCCGCCUGCUCCCCCUCCCACCCCCCUUCCCUUCAUCUCCCCUCACAGGUAUCCCUAACCAACACGAUGAUGCGGCUGAGGAAGGUGUGCUGCCACCCGUUCCUGGUGGAGGGCGCAAUGAUUGUGAUGCGUCGACUCUACCGUCAUCUUUCUGUGCUCACUCACCCCCAUUCACUUCAACACCACCCACAGGUCUCCCUCACAAACACCAUGAUGCAGCUGCGCAAGGUGUACUGCCACCCGUUCCUGGUAUCCCUGACCAACACGAUGAUGCAGCUGAGGAAGGUGUGCUGCCACCCGUUCCUGGUGGAGGGCGUGGAGGAGCAGCACGGAGGGGGAGACACGCCGGCGGAAGCCAGCCGGCGCAUGGUGGCGGCAUCUGACAAGCUGGCCUUAUUGGAGCGAAUGCUGGAGCGGCUCAAGGCGAUUCUGGUCACUCUCUCUCCCCUCCCUUGCCUUUUUCCCCUGCUCCCAUCUGCUCCCUUCCCAGGCACAUGGUGGCAGCAUUGGACAGGCGGGCCCUGCUGGAGCAAAUUCUGCAGCGGCUCAAAGCGCAUGGUGGCGGCAUCUGACAAGCUGGCCUUAUUGGAGCGAAUGCUGGAGCGGCUGAAAGCGGGGGGGCACCGCGUGCUGGUGUACUCACAGUUCAAGCGCAUGCUGGACCUGCUGCAGGAGUGGCUCAUGGGCAAGGUGGGUGGCUCAUGGGCAAGGUGGGUGGCUCAUGGGCAAGGUGGGUGGCUCAUGGGCAAGGGCUGGGGGUGCGAGCGCAUAGACGGCAGCGUGAGCGGCACGGACCGGCAGCAGCGCAUCGACCGGUUCAACGCUCCCGGGUCUAGCCGCUUUGUGUUCCUGCUCUCCACUCGCGCUGGUGGGCUGGGGAUCAACCUCGCCACUGCCGACACCGUGAUUAUAUACGACAGUGAUUGGAACCCCCAUGCGGAUCUGCAAGCCAUGGCUCGCGCGCACAGGCUGGGGCAGACCCAAACGGUGAUGAUAUACCGGCUGGUGACUCGAGCGACAGUGGAGGAGCGCAUGGUGCAGAUGAGCAAGAAGAAGAUGGUGCUUGAACACGUGGUGGUGGGGAAGCUCAAGCAGUCUAACCUCAACCAGGAGGAGUUGGACGACAUUCUGCGAUUCGGAGCAAAGGAGCUCUUUGAAGAGGACGAGGAGGAGGGAAAAGGAGGAGAGGAAGUGGAAGAGAGGAACGAGGCAAAGGAGGGAGAGGUGAAGAAAGAGGAGGAAGGUGGUGAGGAGGUGGCAGGAGGCAAGGCUGGAGAAGACAGUAAGGAUGCUGACAAGGAUGCUGACAAGGAUGCUGACAAGGACACUGACAAAGGAGCGGCUGGGGAUGAGAAAGCAAAGGAAAAGAAGAAGCGGAAGAAGGAGAGCCGUCGGAUCUACUACGAUGAUGCCGCUAUCGACAGGCUGUUGGAUCGGAGCACAGUGGCGAGGGCCACGCAGUGA
Messenger RNA from Closterium sp. Naga37s-1, 6387 nucleotides. Lineage: Eukaryota; Viridiplantae; Streptophyta; Zygnematophyceae; Desmidiales; Closteriaceae. The record is from the annotation of a GenBank genome assembly.